UACCUUAUAUAUUUAUUGUGACCUCCUACCUUAUAUAUUAUUACUAAUUUUAUAUGAAUGUAUGACUUGCGUGAUUUUUUGAAGUAAAUUGAGGGUACAUGUUAAAGUUUUUACCGAUUGAAUUUUAGAUUCCGAUCGUAACCGGUGUAAUUUUCGUACCGAACUUUCGUUUCCGAUGUUUACGAAUUACCGAUGUCGUUUUCGUUUCCGGAGUUACCGUUUCCGAUCUCGUUUCCAAGGAAAAAUAUGAAAACGAAAAUGAUUUUAGUGUUUACCGAUCGUUUCCGACCGUUUUCACCCCUAUUUGCAACUACACUUUAAUCAAAUUGAUCCCAAGUCCAAAUGCAGGGUUGCCCAACUAGCUUCGAUUUGUGGGUCAACUCUUCCAACAAUCGUGGACAAGAAAUUUCGCGGAUUUGGUAAUUGAACACAAGCGGUUUGCAGAGGUGAGGUUUUUAGGUUGCAGCUAUCCUACUGACAAGAUGGCUUCUUCAUCUAAUCCGUGGCACCGACGUUUGAAACGCAUGUACGAGGAUGAACAAGUGCUACACAUGCUUCAUGCAUCUACCGUUGCAGACGGGGAAGAAAAGCCACAUGUGCAUAGAGGAUCGGUUCCAGGUAGACGUAUUAUUCAUCGGGAUAGGUCUUCAGGUUAUGCUAGGCUUGUGGAAGACUACUUUGCAGACAUCCCUGUGUACAAUGACGACAUUUUCAGACGACGAUUCCGGAUGACGAAAUCCAUGUUCGAACACAUAACAGAAGCUCUACAAGUGGUGAACCCCUACUUCAGGCAAUCAUACAAUGCAGCACAUCAACCCGGAUUUCACCCCAUACAAAAGGAUCUUUGGACACGUUCAUGUAGGCAGAUACCAGUAUCUCAUCCUCGGUCUGAGUGUAGUUUCCAAGCCUCUGAGUUGUUACUUUCUUGAGCUUAGGGUCAGUUGUAGUUGGAGUUGAAUGCUGGCUGUCUUCCAUGUUCAUGCUCUUAGUAAAGGCAAAGUUCAUGUUGCCUUCAUCAUCGAUUUCUGUUAAAUCUAUGCCUUCUGUGUAUGUGCAUGGCACAUAGUCUCCAGGGGCUUGUGAAGGUUGGUCGUAGUUGUAGUUCUCCAUUCUUCGGUUGUCAUGGCAAUUUAUAGAAGAAUUGUAAUUGAAGGAAGCAAGACGAAAUAAAUAUAAUA
Zea mays is the source of this 1178-nucleotide messenger RNA. RefSeq lists its product as uncharacterized. NCBI's taxonomy places the organism in Eukaryota, Viridiplantae, Streptophyta, Magnoliopsida, Poales, Poaceae. The transcript is spliced from 3 exons. The record is from RefSeq and is a predicted model, not a curated record. Bases 483 to 929 code for a protein of 148 amino acids.